UAUUAAUAACACGCUAUGUCAGAACUGCCCAAUCAGACUUAUUAUUUAUGUGACGUCACACGGAAGCUAACCCAAACAACAACAGACGGAGCUCUGGCAGAUCGAGACGAGCAGAGCACCAUGAAGGCACGGUGUAGAGUUUACCUGACGUCCAAUGUCCCACAAUCCUGCUUAGAUAUUCUGCUGAAGGUGGCAGACAUCUCGAUGUGGGAAAGUCCGGACCCUGUUCCCAGGGGAGAGCUGUUGAUUGGAGUCAGAGGCGUGAAUGCGCUGUUAUGCACAAGUUCUGAUCAUGUCGACAAGGAUGUGAUCAACUCCGCUGGGUCAGGAUUGUGCGUUGUUGCCACACUUAGCGAAGACACACAUCACAUUGACGUUGAAGAAUGUCAGAGACGGGGGAUCGAACUGGUGACCUUACCCAAAAUGUCUAAGGACACUGUCGCUAACCUAACCAUGGGUAUUCUUCGUCAAACUCUCGAAGACCAAGAACAACAGAAGUUUGAUAUCUUUGACUUGAACUCGAACACUUUAAAGAGCGACUCUCUGUUGUGUGAGAAGACGGUGGGGAUCAUCGGUUACGGCUAUGUUGGUCAGGCAGUGGCCCAGCGCUUCCUGGACCUUGGGGUCAAGGACAUGCUAUACAAUGACCUCUGUGUUGUAAAGAACCCACAGCCACGUGCCGAAUUCACGAACUUUGAACGACUUGUUUCAGAAUCGGACAUCAUUUGCAUUUGUUGUAAAGCACUGACGCAAAAAUCACAUCUCUUUCAAAAAGACGCUUUUAAGAAAAUGAAGAAAGACGCCAUAUUGCUUGACAGCUACUCAAAUGGACAUGCAAUUAACUAUUCCGAUCUCUACAAUGCUUUGAGGGAAAAACGAAUUUGUGCAGCAGGACUUGAUGUGAGGGACGUGAAUCGAACCCAUCCGUUUAAGACAAAUUUGUCUGCACUCAACAAUUGUUACUAUUUCCCGUUCAAAGAGUGCAAUCACACUUGGGACAUGCGCAGUGCUGCAUCAGAAUCAGUUGCACGAGCUGUAGUUUCUGCGUUGCGGCAUGGCAGGAAUUCAGAGCAGGAAGAGAGGUGAUAGAAACUGUGUAGGGUUUUCCUCCCAUCAUCAUCAUGUACAUACGUUAUGAUCGUUGUUUUUAAAAAAAAAUGUUUUUCCUUCCCUGUGAAUAAAAAAUAUACAGCACAUUGCUGUAAUUCUUUUGUACAUAGUUUUAAUUUUUAAAAAAUAAAUUAGUAUAUAAAUGUU
This is a messenger RNA of Magallana angulata, 1257 nucleotides long. RefSeq names its product glyoxylate reductase/hydroxypyruvate reductase-like. Gene Ontology annotation, cellular component: cytosol. The transcript has 3 exons. Bases 16 to 1086 code for a protein of 356 amino acids. NCBI's taxonomy places the organism in Eukaryota, Metazoa, Mollusca, Bivalvia, Ostreida, Ostreidae. The record is from RefSeq and is a predicted model, not a curated record. Gene Ontology annotation, molecular function: hydroxypyruvate reductase (NADH) activity; glyoxylate reductase (NADPH) activity; hydroxypyruvate reductase [NAD(P)H] activity.